AUGUCUUUUGUAAAUACUAUUGUACGAUCAACUUUCAACAAGUCAACUUUGUUGAGCACGAGAAUUUCUCAAAGAUCUUUUCAUGGCUCAUCAAAACAUCGAGAUACUCCAGAAAACAAUGCAUCUAUUCCUUUUGAAUUUACACCUGAAAAUUUAAAUCGUGCUCAGGAGAUCAUAAAGCGGUAUCCUCCACAGUAUAAAAAAGCUGCUGUGAUACCAUUAUUAGAUCUUGGUCAACGUCAACUCGGGUGGACAAGUCUAUCUGUAAUGAAUGCUGUAGCAAAAUUAGUAGAAAUUCCUCCCAUGCGUGUAUAUGAAGUUGCAACCUUUUAUACAAUGUUUAAUAGAGAACCAGUUGGAAAAUAUUUCCUUCAACUUUGUACAACCACACCUUGUCAAUUAUGUGGUUCAACAAAGAUUUUAGAAACUAUUCAAAAUCAUUUAAAUAUAAAAGUUGAUGAGACCACACCUGAUGGUCUUUUUACAUUAGUGGAAGUUGAAUGCGCAGGAGCAUGUGUAAAUGCACCAGUUUUGGCUAUUAAUGAUGACUAUUACGAUUUAACACCAGAGACUACUAAAAAAAUUCUUGAUUUACUUAAAUCCGGAGAAAUCCCAAAACCUGGACCACAAUCUGGUCGUCAUACAUGUGAACCUCCUGGAGGGUUAACAACUUUGACAAGUCAACCACCUGGACCAGAUAAUAAUGAUUCUACUUAUGAAAGUAAUGAAAGUGAUUCUAAUGAAUACUCUGAAGAAAGCAAUUCAACUGUAACCUAUUAUCAUAAAUAUGGUCCUCAUGAAAAAUUUACUGUAACAAUAGUGGAUAUAAUGAAAAUAAAAAAAAUAUAUGAGUGUAAUGAAACAAGUGAAAAUAGUGAAAUGGGGAGACAUGACGAAAUAAUGGAAAGACAUGAUGAAAUAAUGGAUAGACAUGAUGAAAUAAUGGAUAGAUAUAAUGAAAUGGAUAAUUAA
Diversispora eburnea is the source of this 972-nucleotide messenger RNA. The record is from the annotation of a GenBank genome assembly. Lineage: Eukaryota; Fungi; Glomeromycota; Glomeromycetes; Diversisporales; Diversisporaceae.